Molecule: messenger RNA, 2000 nt
Organism: Eurytemora carolleeae
Lineage: Eukaryota; Metazoa; Arthropoda; Copepoda; Calanoida; Temoridae
Exons: 2
Coding region: 564-1529 (321 amino acids)
Source: RefSeq, a predicted model, not a curated record
UUAGGAGAUGGAGGCAAGAAUCAGUGUAGCUAUAGAAGCAGUAGCAGCUGACCUCAGGUAUAUCUAUGUACUGACCAACACUGGAGAUAUCAUGAUAUUUGAUCUAUGGGAGAGCCGUAGUGUUGGAGAUCAUGCUGUCCCUGAACCUGAGGAAGCUGUUAAAGCUGCUGCUGAAUCUGUUAGAGCUGCUUAUGCUGCAGGAGCUGACGCAGCAGGGCCUUCUGCAGAGGAAGCUGCAAGAAGAGUUGCUGAAGCAGAGCCUUCUGGAGACCAAGCUGCUGAAGGAGCUGCAGAAUCAGGACCUUCAAAAUAAGGAGCUUCCUCGUCUCUAGCAGCUCUUUCUUGAGGCCUUGCUUUAAGUGCAACGGAAGAUUAAACUUCAUUUUUCCGGGUUGUAUAAUUUUAUUUUGCUACUUUAACAGUGCUAGUGUUACAUUGAAACUCAGUCAACAGAAAUCUCUAAAGAAUUUAGUCUAAUUUUCAUUUUAUAUAAUUUUUAAACUUAAAAUUUAUGUUCUUUUUACACAUUUAGUCUUGCCUUUUUUCUUUAAGAUGUUCCAGUAAUGUUUUAUUCAUCCUGCUUUGGCUUCAUACCCUUCCAGACUUCACUCUUCCCUUCCAGACUUCCUUCUUCCCGUCCAGACUUCAUUCUUCCGUUCCAUACUUACUUCUUUUCUUCCAGACUUCAUUCUUCUAUUCCAGACUUCCUUCUUCCCUUCCAGACUGCUUUCUUCCCUUUCAGACUUUCUUCUUCCCGUCCAGACUUCAUUCUUCCUGUCCAGACUUCAUUCUUCUAUUCCAGACUUCCUUCUUCCCUUCCAGACUUCCUUCUUCCCGUCCAGACUUCAUUCUUCCCGUCCAGACUUCAUUCUUCCCUUCCAGACUUCCUUCUUCCCGUCCAGGCUUCCUUCUUCCCGUCCAGACUUCAUUCUUCCCUUCCAGACUUCCUUCUUCCCUUCCAAACUUCCUUCUUCCCGUUCAGACUUCAUUAUUCCUUUCCAGACUUCCUUCUUCCCGUCCAUACUUCAUUCUUCCUUUCCAGACUUCAUUCUCCCCUUCCAGACUUCAUUCUCCCUUUCCAGACUUCCUUCUUCCCUUUCAGACUUCAUUCUUCCGUUCCAGACUUCAUUCUUCCCUUCCAUACUUCCUUCUUCUCUUCCAGACUUCAUUCUUACCUUCCAUACUUCUUUUUUCCCUUCCAGACUUCAUUCUUCUCUUCCAGACUUCCUUCUUCCUUUCUAGACUUCUUUCUUCCCUUCCAGACUUCCUUCUUCCCUUUCAGACUUCUUUUUUCUCUUCCAGAUUUCCUUCAUAUAUUCUAUUCCAUACUUCCUUCUUCCCUUGCAGACUUCCUUCUUUCCUUCCAGGCUUCUUUCUUCCCUUCCAGACUUUUUCCCUUCGCAGAUAUUUUCAUUCUCCUUCACAUCUCCCUCCUUCCCUUCACAGCUUCCUCCAUCCCUUCAAAGCUUACCUUCAGCGCUUCCAUGAAGCUGAAUUCCACAUUUUAUUGUUUUUUAAUAUUUUGUUGAAAUUUUUUUCUAUUAUUUACAUUUACAACUGUGUCAUCCUUAAACAUUUUAUAUAAUUAUUCAAAUAUGUAUCUGAAUCAUGAUUGUUUUCACCAAGAAAAGCCCUUUGUUCAGUAUUUUUCAAUAUUAAAGGGAAUUGAUGCAAUUUUUGUGUCCAGCUUGAAAUUCAACCUGAAAUUAGUUAUUUUUGUCAUAAAACUGAAUCUAGUUAAGUUCAUGUAUUCAUUUUUCCUUAUUCAAAAAUUGUAUAAUAUAUCCAGCUUUAUAUUUUUAUCGGAGUCCUAGCUUUUGUCAUCAUGACUUAACUUAAGUUUUAGAUUACAAGCUGAAAUUUAAAAUUAGUCUCCGUCGUAAAAACCCAGUUCUUGUAAUCAAUCAAAUUAUAUUUUACUAAAAGAAAUUUAUAAAUCCAUGUAUCAUCUUGUAAUAAAGUAUUAUUAUAUCAAUAAACCAUAAAAAGCUUCCCCAAAA